AUGACUGAAUAUCAAUCUCUUACGAAUCUUAUCAAACGUUUAGAAGCCGCCACUUCUCGUCUUGAGGAUUUGGGUACCUCUUCUGCUGCUGCUAAUAAUUUAAGUCGCACUUCGGCUGGUGGUCAACCUUCUGCACCUUCACUUGUCUCUUCGCAAAGCAAUGACGCGGUUGGUGGAGAAGUUCCUCCCACUCUUGCUGCUUAUGACGAACUAAUUGAGGGUCCCUUAAAAAAUUUCCUUGAACUUUCAAAGGUGAUUGGUGGUAUUGUUGAAGACCAGAGCCACGCAGUUGAAGAUCUCUUCAUCGCACAGCGCGAUUAUAUUUAUAUAACCACUCAAAGUUCAAAACCAAACACCGAAACCAUUUUGGAGUUAAUCAAACCUACUCAACAAUCUCUUGAAAAGGUUGUUGACUAUAAAGAGAAAAAUCGUCCUUCUCCUUUCUUUAAUCACUUAUCCACCGUUAGCGAAGGUAUUGGCGCGUUAGGUUGGGUUACUUUUGAAGAAAAGCCUGCACCAUUUGUUGGGGAAUUGAGAGAUAGUUCUCAAUUCUAUGCACAUCGUGUAAUCAAAGAAUUUAAAGACAAGGAACAAUCUCAAUCCCAUGCUGAUUGGGCCAAUAGUUUUGUUUUUUUGUUGACGGAACUUCAGAAUUAUAUCAAGAAAUGUCAUAUGACUGGUCUUGUCUGGAAUCCAAAGAAUUUUAUUGGAAGAAAACCUGCUUCUCCUUAUUCGUCCAAUAUAUCUCCACCAUCUGCUCCUCCGAGAGGCAAAGUUGAUAUGAGUUCCGUGUUUGCAGAACUUAAUAAAGGAGAGGAAAUUACUUCCGGCUUGAAAAAAGUUGACAAGAAUCAAAUGACACACAAAAAUCCUAGUUUGAGAGUCAGCAGUGUUGUUUCUGAUACUGGAGCAAAAAAGAAAGCAAUUAAAGGACCUGCCGCUCCACCGAAACCAGCUUCGUUGUCUCUUAAAAAACCACCGAAAAAGACUUUAAUUGGCAAUAAAUGGAAUAUA
Messenger RNA from Funneliformis caledonium, 1014 nucleotides. NCBI's taxonomy places the organism in Eukaryota, Fungi, Glomeromycota, Glomeromycetes, Glomerales, Glomeraceae. The record is from the annotation of a GenBank genome assembly.